UUUUCAAUUAGAAUAUAAUUAAGCAUGAGAAAAAUAAACACAAUUUUAUGCAAAUUUACAAAUAAAAAUUGGUUUCGCUACUAUUCCGGCGAAUAUCGCAUAUUUCAUUUUCCAGGAAUCAGCAAAGCAAAGGAAGAAAACAAUGGCGCCGAAACAGUUAUGUCGAAAAUACAGUUACCAUCAAGUAAAGCAUGUGUUGUAUUAACGGAAAAGAUUGACGAGCCUUCUAAGAAAUCGAGGACACCUAUAAAAAAUGUUGCGAAUACUAUAUUGAAAGAGCCGCAAGAAUGUACAGUGAAACCAGUUACUGAACUGCCUGAGAACUGCAAUCCGAAACCGCCAGAAAUUCCUGCAAUCAAAUUAAGAGACGGUUAUAUGAUGCCCAUGUUUGGGCUUGGUACUUGGGGUUCGGCGCCGGAAAAGGUUGAAGCAGCCGUAAAACAUGCCAUAAAAGUUGGCUAUCGCAUGUUCGAUUGUGCACAUGUCUAUGAAAAUGAAAAAGCCGUUGGUAAAGCUAUAAAUAAGUCAAUAGAAGAAUGCCUUGUCAAACGCAAGAAUCUUUUCAUAACAAGUAAGUUGUGGAAUACUUAUCAUCAUCCCGAUUUAGUGCUUGAAGGAUGUCGGCGUACUUUAGAUGAUUUGAAUUUAUCAUAUUUGAAUCUUUACCUCAUACACUGGCCUAUGGGUUAUAAAGCAGGAAAUGAACUGAUACCGUAUGAUGCAUGCGGGCGGGUAUUGACCACUCGUGUGGAUUAUGUGGAAACGUGGAAAGCGAUGGAGAAGUUGGUUGAGUCUGGUUAUACGCGCUCUAUUGGCGUAUCCAAUUUUAAUAAAAAUCAAAUCGAGCGAAUUUGGAAAAUUGCGAAAAUUAGGCCUGUUGUCAAUCAGAUCGAAUGCUAUCCAUAUUUACCACAGCAACGUCUUAUGGCAUUUUUAAAGGAGAAAGGCAUUGUACUUGUUGCAUAUAGUCCAUUGGGUGCGCCUGCUAGGCCCUGGGCGAAAUCUGAAGAUCCGCUUGUAUUGGAAGAUAAUUUGAUCAAGACGAUUGCUUUUAGUCAUGGACGAACACCUGCGCAAAUUUGUAUACGUUACCAGAUACAGCGCGGUAAUGUCGUAAUACCGAAAUCAGUAACUCCAUCCCGAAUUGAGAGUAAUUUCGACGUGGCUAGUUUUGAAUUGACUGGUCAGGAAAUGAAAAUGUUAGAUAAUUUAGAUCGAAAAUUACGCCUUGUUGCUCUAGAAAGUGUAUCCAAUCAUCCCCAUUAUCCAUUUCAUGAUGCAUUUUAACUAUUUGAUAAAAGUUGCAAAGUUUGAAUGGUUGCAAUGACUUUACUUCUUGGCGAAUAAAAAAUUAGAAAAUAAAUAAGAACCUUUUUACACUGGA
Messenger RNA from Ceratitis capitata (Mediterranean fruit fly), 1384 nucleotides. Its product is annotated as aldose reductase-like. The coding region runs from base 25 to 1287 and encodes 420 amino acids. Gene Ontology annotation, cellular component: cytosol. Lineage: Eukaryota; Metazoa; Arthropoda; Insecta; Diptera; Tephritidae. The transcript has 6 exons. The record is from RefSeq and is a predicted model, not a curated record. Gene Ontology annotation, molecular function: aldose reductase (NADPH) activity.